This is a messenger RNA of Cavia porcellus (domestic guinea pig), 1195 nucleotides long. It is a transcript of the gene Stard5, whose product is annotated as StAR related lipid transfer domain containing 5. The transcript has 6 exons. The coding region runs from base 94 to 735 and encodes 213 amino acids. Gene Ontology annotation, molecular function: cholesterol transfer activity; cholesterol binding. Gene Ontology annotation, biological process: cholesterol import. Lineage: Eukaryota; Metazoa; Chordata; Mammalia; Rodentia; Caviidae. The record is from RefSeq and is a predicted model, not a curated record.
GGCCCCGAGGCUCCGCCCAGCACCUGGCUUUCCGGCCCGGGAGGUGUGAACUCCCGGCCUCUAGUGACCCCGGGGUCCGCGCACCCCAGCACCAUGGACCCGGCGGCUGCCGCGCAGGCGAGCGAGGCGGUCGCGGCUAAAAUGCUCCAGUACCGGCAAGACGCUUCCGGCUGGAAGACUUGCCGGGAAGGCCAUGGAGUUACAAUUUCCUGGAGGCCAUCCGUGGAGUUUGCAGGGAGCCUGUACCGAGGAGAGGGCGUUCUGUGUGGUACCCCAGAGGACGUGUGGGAUUGUGUAAAGCCAGCUGCUGGGGGCCUACGAGAGAAAUGGGAUGAAAAUGUGACCAGUUUUGAAGUUAUCGAAAGCAUCACAGAUAUGCUGUGCGUGAGCAGGACCUCCACCCCCUCGGCUGCCAUGAAGCUCAUUUCUCCCAGGGACUUUGUGGACUUGGUGCUGGUCAAGAAAUACGAGGAUGGCACCAUCAGCUCCAAUGCUACCCAUGUGGAACAUGAGCUGUGUCCCCCAAAGCCAGGAUUUGUGAGAGGAUUUAACCAUCCGUGUGGAUGCUUCUGCGAACCUCUGCCAGGGGAGCCUGGCAAGACCAGGCUGAUCACAUUCUUCCAGACAGACCUCAGCGGCUACCUGCCGCAGAGCGUGGUGGACUCCUUCUUCCCACGCAGCAUGGCCGGCUUCUAUGUCAACCUUCAGAAAGCAGUGAAGCAGUACCACAGCUGAGCUUUCACGUGAGAGCUGGUGGAGGUCCGCCCUGGUGCACAAGGAUCUGGCUUCUGCUCUGUGGGAUACUUGGUGGGCAGCGAGACUCUGAGUGCCAGCCAUGGGCAGCAGGUGCUCCUCUUCCCUCUGUUUCAGCUCUGCCUAGGAUCCAAGCAUACUGCUGGGUGGACCCAGGCUCUUGGUCACCCAACAGGAACUCAGCUGGGUACUGGAUGACACCCCAUGGCCCAAAGCCCUAAUGCUAACCCCUCCCGGAGUCCAUGUGCUGUGUCCUAGAGAGCCGUGACCAGUACUGAACACUGUGUCCUGCUGGGUGUCCUGCACCUGUGUCUCCCCCACACUGUACUGUAAGCUCUGACUCUGGUCUGUGUUAAUACUGCACAAGAUUCCCCUCUUAAUGUCCACUUGGGAAAUGAUAAUUUAAACAAUGAGAUAAGCCUUAAGGGAAGUACUUCAGGAA